ACCUAUGCACAUUCAUGCCACUGGAGAUUAUAUUCAAUAUGCUUAGUUGGGGGCUGCCGAUUUAGCAGUGAUGUGCUCCCUUCAGAGAAGUGGAAUGGCUGAAAACAAGGAAGAAAGUUUCUGCUGAGAUACAGUGAAGAGAAAGGAAAAGAAAUAAAGGCCAUGGCUACUAGAGCAUCAUCUGGCAUCACUGCUGCUUCCAGGGGCUCUAGUAACAUUACAACAAGCACUGUGCUAACCACUACCCAACCCAACUUCAUUGAAGGCCUUCUCAACAAAAUCCCAUUACCCAGAUGGGCUCUCAUAGCAAUUGCUGUGGCAGCGGGCCUAGUCCUGCUACUCUUCCUUAUCUGUAUCAUCAAGUGCUGCUGCUGCAGGAAGAAACACAAGAAGAAGGAGAAACUCAACAUGGCAAGCUUUAAUGGCUCCUCCACCACAGCCAGCUUGGUCCAACCUGAUAUGGAAGACAUUGAAUGUGGACUGGAAGAUGAGAAACGAGGACGGCUGCAAUAUUCCCUAGAGUAUGACUUCCGUAGCCAGGAGUUGAAGGUUGGUGUGAAACAGGCAGCAGAUCUAAAGGCCAUGGAUGAUGGAGGUACCUCUGAUCCCUAUGUGAUUGUCUUCCUGACAUCUGACAUAAGGAAGAAGUAUGAAACAAAGGUUCACCGUAAGACACUCAAUCCUGUUUUCAAUGAGAGCUUCGUUUUUCAGGUCUCCCAGGCACAGGUAACUGAGGCCAUACUGGUUAUGCAAGUGUAUGAUUUCAACCGCUUUUCCAAACAUGACAUAAUUGGUGAGGUGUGUCUACCUCUUGUGGAUGUGGACUUACAGCAUGUAAUGGAACAAUGGCUUGAUCUCUCUCCAGCUGGCAAGAUAGAGCAAGAGCACCUUGGAGAUAUCUGCUUCUCACUGCGAUAUGUCCCCAGUACCAGCAAAUUAACAGUUGUCAUCUUGGAAGCCAAAAAGCUCAAGGAUAUGGACGCAAGCGGAUUGUCAGACCCAUAUGUCAAAGUGCAACUCAUUCUGAACAAAAAGAAAUGGAAGAAAAAGAAGACAAGUAUAAAGAAAAACACAUUAAGCCCCUACUUCAAUGAAGCCUUUGUUUUUGACGUACCCUUCAACUUGAUCCAGAAUGUAGACCUGGUGAUUUCAGUCUGGGAUCAUGACAAAGUGACCAAGGAUGACCAGAUCGGAAAGCUGUUCCUCAGCUGCCGAGCUACAGGGAACCAGCUGCGCCAUUGGUCAGACAUGCUGGUUAAUCCUUCCAGGCCUGUGGCCCAGUGGCACAGCCUGCAGCCGGUGGAAGUCAUUGACAAAACCCUGGGGUUGAAGACACGCUUCAAGCUGCCAUUACCCACCAGCUAAAAAAGGAAACCCAAAACAGUUCUCUCUAUACUGUCCACUCCAGAAGGAAACCCAUAGCUAUUAUUUAUAAAGGAAG
Candoia aspera is the source of this 1441-nucleotide messenger RNA. It is a transcript of the gene SYT8, whose product is annotated as synaptotagmin 8. Gene Ontology annotation, biological process: synaptic vesicle endocytosis; calcium ion-regulated exocytosis of neurotransmitter; regulation of dopamine secretion. The transcript is spliced from 9 exons. Bases 163 to 1365 code for a protein of 400 amino acids. Gene Ontology annotation, cellular component: plasma membrane; exocytic vesicle; dense core granule. Gene Ontology annotation, molecular function: syntaxin binding; clathrin binding; calcium-dependent phospholipid binding. Lineage: Eukaryota; Metazoa; Chordata; Lepidosauria; Squamata; Candoiidae. The record is from RefSeq and is a predicted model, not a curated record.